ACAGCGGCGGCCCCGGGCUCCCCACAGCGGCAGGGCCGGGGCGGCCCCACAGGGGUCCCUGCAGCUGUAGGGGCGCUUCUGGGGUCCCCACAGCAGUAGGGGCGGGGCUCCUCACCAUUACAGAGGCAGAUCUAGCAUCUCCUUAUCUAUAGGGGCAGAUCUCGGGUCCGUCCAGCUAUAGGGGCACAGUUAGGGGUCCUUGUUGCUGUAGGUCUAGCUCAGAAAUCCCUGCGGCUGUAGAGGAGGAUCUGCUGUCUAUAAAGGCAAGUGUCAUUGCUGUUACAGGGCUGGAAGAGAAAUUCUUGCAGGUGUUGGGGUGCACGAGGAAGCACAGUGCCUAAGCUGCAGGUGGGUCUCCAGUGUUGGGGUAUCUCAAUGUAGCUCAGAGACCUGCUCUUCUGUACAGUAGAGAUCCUCAUGGCUGAAGAGAAAGCUCAGAGAUCAUAGCAAACAAGCGGGCAGUUCAGAGACCCCCAUUGCCACAAGAGCAGCUCAGAGAUCUUAGCUAGAGGCUUGGAGAUCCCAUCACUGGAAGGCCUGGACUGGCACAGAUCUGCCAGUGUGUGGAACCAGGCUGUCUCACAAGCCAUACAGCCAGGCCACAGAGCACGAGAGACCACUGGGGGGCCUGCAGGAGACCUUAACAGGUGAGACACUGCCAGCAGCUUUGGAGGAGGGACAAGAGAGGAGCACUUCAUCCCACCACUGGAGCCAGCACCCAGAGAUCCAGCUCCAUCUCUGUUCCUUUGUGCUGUUCAGGCAUAACCAAACACCUACCCGAGCGAAAGAGAGGGAGUCCUUGCUGGCUGUGGCUUUUCCAUGCCUGUGACUGAUACAACCAUGUCAGCCCAAAUGGACAGAUGGAUUUGUUCCUUCUUUUUCCUUCUCUUCUAUGCUUCUUCCCUGCCGACGCUGGGAAAUGCAAAGCUGCUGCAGGAGCUGGGCCCCCAGGAGUAUUUCAGUAGCUUGCAAGCUGGCAGGGCAUCCCUGGCUUAUUUCAGCCACAAUGUUUCUCCCAGUGCCCAGGCGUUCCUGGAACAGAUUGAGAACUCGGUCGAGGCUCUUCAGGACUAUGGGAUUUCAGUGGUAAAGGUUAACUGUCCCAAAGAAGAUGUCUCAAGAUACUGUUGGAAAGAAAAUGCAUUAAGGAAAGCCUACCUGUUCAGAGGUAACAUUCUCAUCAGAGAAUUCCCUACUGAUGCUUUGUUUGAUGUGAACUCCAUCGUUGCUAAUGUUCUGUUUGCCCUGCUCUUUAAUGAAGUUAAAUAUGUUGAAACACUGGUGGAUCUUCAGAAUAUAGAAAACUUGCUGAAAGGGAGGUCAAACAUGGUAUUUGCAUAUGUACCAGCUACUGGGACAGCAGAGCACAGAGCUGUGAUGGAGGCAGCUUUCGUCUAUGGGACUACUCACCAGUUUGUUCUGACAACUGAGGCCACAUUGAUGAAAGAAGCUGGCAAUGAUGAGCCUGGAUCUUCUGCCCAGCUGUUCUUCUGCCAUUGUCAGCUGGCCACGGACCCGGCGCAGCCCUGCAGGAGGACGCCCAUGAAGCAGGCUCUGACGAUGCUGAACAUUCACAGACACCUCAAGCUUAUGGGGGCUCCUCUUGUGACAGAAGUUGCUGAGGAUCCAGAGAAGGUUUCCACUGUGCACUUACAGCUUGGGCUGCCGCUUGUGUUCAUCCUCAGCCAGAAAGAGACCUAUGAAGCAGAUAGGAGAACAGCAGAGUUAGUGGCCUGGCAGCUCUUGGGGAAAGCAGGAGUUGCUCUUUUGUCCAGGGAUGUUGUGGAUUCGAACGUCCUGCUCCGGUCCAACAUCGCUCUGAAGACACCAGAUGAGGGUGUGCCAAUCAAAUACCUGGCUUUGGAAGAUACUGAUGAAGUUAUAACCCUGGUGGAAGAUAAGAGCAAAUUUGAACAAAUUCAGGAGGAUGAAGAUGAGGAAGAUGAGGAUGAAAAAGAGAAUGAUAAUCAAGAUAUUCAAGAUGAUCAGGUGGUGGAAGCUGUUUCCAGGGAUAGGAAGCAAGAGCUGCCCCUGGAGCAGAUCCUUACACUGACUGAGGAGACCUUUCACACUACUAUGCUGGAGGCUGCCCGGGUGGUGGUGAUGUUUUAUGCCAGCUGGGAGGCAGUGUCCCUGGCAGUGCAGCGGUCUUAUGUGGAGGUUGCCGAUCACCUGAAAGGAACUCAGGGGCUUUUGCUCUCUCAAGUAAACUGCUGGGACUGGCCUGGAGUUUGCACAAAAGAGAACAUCACUCAGUUUCCUACCAUCAGAAUUUAUGAAAAGGGAGGGCGAUCACUGACCUACAACGGCAUGUUGGGAACAGAAGAACUGGCCAGUUUCAUCAUAUUGAGCCAAGUUUCCUGCCCUCUGAAGCUGGCCACAAUUGAUGAAGCAGAAGACUAUUUAAGAGGAGAACUCCCAUCUGAGCUUUCAUCCUAUCACCAUACUUCAAUUCUAGGAGUAUUUAGCAAAGCCACAAGUGUAGCCAAGGAAGCUUUUGUGGAGGCAGGAAACAUCUUAAGUGGACAUGUAACGCUGGGAUUGUAUUUUGAAGAUGAUGCCUUGGCUUUGUCUCGUAAAUAUGCAGUGUCUCCUCCAGCCCUCCUCCUUGCUAGGAGCAGAGAUCAGAGUGUGGAAGGCAUUGCUUUGUCCAAACAGAGUGCACAGGACAUUGUGCAGAUGAUCAGAUAUGAAUUGCUGGACAUUUUUCCAGAAAUCACAGUGCAAAAUUUGCCCCGCUAUUUGCAACUCAGAAAGCCCUUCCUCAUCAUGUUUAGCGAUGGUGACAUCAGUCAAAUGGAAAGGAAGGAAAUGCUGAAGCUGGCAAAAGGAAGACCACAGCAAGCGUUUGUAACUUGCUGGCUGAAUUUGAAGAACACACCUGUGGGCCAUGGGAUCCUGAAGGCCUAUUUUGCCACCUUGCCUUCGUUGCCUGUUCUUGUCUGGGUGAGCCUUCACACAGCAGGUCAAGUAUUCAGGUUUCCACCAGACCAGUCUGUCACUGAAAUGAAUAUCUUGUCUUGGCUGGAGAAGCUAAAAGCAGGAUUGGAGAUUCCCAGCAGUACCUUAUCUGAGGAAGACUGGAAACCACCUCUUCCUGCUUACAAUUUCCUCCAGAUGAUGGAGACAACAGUGCCUGAGUUCAUCCUGCACACCUCCUACAGCCAUGGGGACACACAGGAGCAGCAGCAGCCAGAAAGCUCUGAAGAAAAAGCCACAGUCAGAGAGGAACGGCCUGAGGAGUCUGGGGUGAAAGCAGAGAAAGGCCAGUCCCCUGGGAGGGACCUGCGGGGGACAGCCCCAAGGCUAGCAGGAAGGGAAAAGAGACAUAGUGAGCUGUGAGAGCUAGAGAUCCCGCUAUGGGAAAUAGUGAGAGGCUAUAGGACAGUGCCCAGAGAACUGUCUCACAGUCUGAGUCCUCUGUGAGCAUUCUACAACAGAGAGAGAGGUGCUUUACUAGCCAAAUUAGCAGUGAAGGGAUAAAACAGCUCUUAAGUUUCAGUUUAAAGGCAAAUUCCCCACUGCAGUGUGUCAGCACUUCUGCCAUGCUUGUGAUUUCUGGUACCAGCAAUGUGUUUGUACAACAAUAACUUGGCCCUCCUGUGUGCAGUUCCUGUUGCAUUUCAUGGUAAAUCAUGACAGCAGAUCUACAUGGAGAUUUCUGGGAAGGAGUUCUGUCUGCUUGGUAGUUAAUGGAAAGGCCCACUUUGCGUGCUAAAAGCCUGUGUGCACAACAAAUUAUGCUGGAGAAGUUAGAUCAACACAGCCUGUUCCUGUGACACCAUAUAUCUCACAAAGAUGCUUUGGUUGCCUCUGAGCGGAAAGACCAUGAGCAGUUCCAGGAAGAAGAACAGCUCUCUUGCCUCUAGUAAUGCCACUAGAGGCAUUACUGAACUAUCUGUCAGCAAGUUCUGCUCUCAAGAAACUUAAAUCUGCAGAGAAACUAUGUGUUGCUGUGAAGGCAAACAUACUGCUCACUCUAUGGCUGCAGUGUUUAAACUGGCACGUAGUUGUGUUUACACCUGAGAUGGUGAACUGAAUUCAUGAGCAUGUUUCUUCUCAUAACAGGAGAAUCUGGCUGAAGUGAUUUUGUUAUAAAGUCCAGAACUCAGAUCAUCACAGCAGCUGUGAAUAUCCAGAACACAUCCACAAAAUUUGCCAGCAAAGCUCAAGGUCAGGUGGGUUGGAAGAUGGCUUUGCUCAAUGCUGGCAGCUUCAUGGUUAUGAGCCCAGGGGGCUGUUUGCAGCCUCUGCUCUUUUUGGUUUUGGUGACAGUAGUGAGGCUGGUUUCAUCUGAGCAUGGGAUGGUGUGGGGAAUGAGGUCUGCAGAGAGGUGAACACUUUAGAAAUGAGGAGGGGGAGAUGAAGGGCAGGGCUGUCAGUGCUGGGGACAGACUGUUCCAACAUGGGAUGGAGCUGUGUCUCACAUCCUUGUCUAGACUGGGAGGUUCAGUGCCUGGGAAAGCAGUAUUCUGGGCUUUACUCACAUCCCUGGGACAGCAAAAGGCCUUUAAUUCCUUUCUGGAGGGCCUGACCUUGCAGGACAGCUCUUGAGCACAGGAUGUAGUCUGGGGAGUGCAGUGUGUUCAGAGGGAAACUUUGUCUAAUCCUGCUAAUGUCCAUCCUAAUCUUCCCACCGCCUUCAGUACGUGCGAGCUCUGUUCCACAACACCAGAGAUGUGCCAGGAGGGUUGGAUCCUCCUUCUGCUUAUGGCUCUGAAGUUAGGAGGGGGGAAAAGCAAAAAACAUUUUAAGGAACUGCUUGAGGCUUUGUGAAGUCUUUCCCUUCUUGCAAGCAUCCCACCUGGUGGGAGUAGUUUGCAAUGCUCAGUAGUAGUCCAUCAGUCUUGGGCUCUCUCUGAAGCCCUUAAUUGCUGUUUUUAUACUUGAUAUCAGGCUUAGAGCCAAACUGUAUAUAUAUGUAAAGUAAUUAUCUAUAGUAUGCAGAUCAGAGUCUGUUAUGCAGCUGAAUAUUCCUCAGAGAAGGAGUAGAAUCAGUGUGGAAACAGAACUUCUGUGAGUUCCCAUCAUUCCUUUGUUGCGUAAGGUCUUUAUACCAUGCUCCACGUCAUUUCCACUGAAUCCACUGGAUCAUUUCCAGUACUGUCCCUGAUGAUAUGACUGAUGCCUUCCCUGUUACUGCAUCACUCUCCCAUUUUGUGCAGGUGAAGUGUGGUAUCUGAGAUUAUAGUAAAUUUCUUAAAUAAAGUAUAUCUAAAGUACACUUAA
Rhea pennata is the source of this 5229-nucleotide messenger RNA. RefSeq names its product thioredoxin domain containing 16 (gene TXNDC16). Lineage: Eukaryota; Metazoa; Chordata; Aves; Rheiformes; Rheidae. The transcript has 21 exons. The record is from RefSeq and is a predicted model, not a curated record. Bases 820 to 3342 code for a protein of 840 amino acids.